AUGUAUGGGUUUCCAGUAAAAUGUGGAAGAUUUGUCAAGAAACGAAAGCGAGUUGCAGUUGUGAUUGGAGAUACAUCGGAAGAAGAAGAAGAGGAGACUGCUGCCAGAAAGACUCGGAAAAAGAGUAAGAAGAGCAACACCAAACCUAAUCGCAAACCAACAAAUCAAUCAAAGGGUUCUUCAAAGGAUAAGCACUUAUCCAAAAACGUCACUACUGCCAUCUUGCGAGCCGAUUCAGGUGAAGAGGACGAGGUUAUAGCUAUUAAGAGCCAAAAACUUCAAGACAGUCGAAGCGAACUAGAUAAACUUCGGGCCUAUUUUGAUGCUCCCAUCUACGAACUGAAGGAUGUGAGUGGCAGCUUCUAUGUUCUCACAUCCUUACUCAGUGUCAUCUAA
Molecule: messenger RNA, 396 nt
Organism: Melampsora larici-populina 98AG31
Lineage: Eukaryota; Fungi; Basidiomycota; Pucciniomycetes; Pucciniales; Melampsoraceae
Exons: 3
Coding region: 1-396 (131 amino acids)
Source: RefSeq, a predicted model, not a curated record